This is a messenger RNA of Cercospora beticola, 972 nucleotides long. Its product is annotated as pyrroline-5-carboxylate reductase family protein. NCBI's taxonomy places the organism in Eukaryota, Fungi, Ascomycota, Dothideomycetes, Mycosphaerellales, Mycosphaerellaceae. Gene Ontology annotation, biological process: L-proline biosynthetic process. Gene Ontology annotation, molecular function: pyrroline-5-carboxylate reductase activity. The record is from RefSeq and is a predicted model, not a curated record.
AUGGAUUCCGGUCCCUCGGCUACCGAACAUCGUAUCUCGGCUGCAACAAACACAUUGGCAAUUCUCGGAUGUGGCGCGCUUGGAACUUCGAUCCUUCUCGGUCUCCUAUCACAGUCCUCGAAACCAGAUGGCAAUGCCGAAGCGAAUCAAGAUGCUGGUAUACCUACGCGCUUCGUAGCAUGUGUCCGUCGUGAGGCCGCCGCCGAUUCAAUCAAGCUGAAAGCAACAGAAGCCGGCUUUUGCGACCAGUCAAAGAUAGACAUCAAGGUCCGCAGCAAUGUCGAAGGGGUCACAGGAGCUGAUAUUGUCGUUCUGGCCGUUCAACCACAUUUGCUGGACCAGCUCUUCCAGGAACCGGGCAUGAGGGCGGCGCUAAGUGACAAAAUCAUCGUAAGCGUCAUAGCGGGUGUAACAGUGCAACAAAUCCGCUCGAAACUGGAGCGAGGUUCGGAGUCAAAGGAUGCCAGGGCAGGGUACUCCGUCGUCAGGGUAAUGCCCAACAUCAACUGUUUCGUCAGGCAGUCAACCACGGUCAUAGAGCGAGGGUCUGUAGGCGAAGAUGUUCUCCAGAUAGUCAGUCGCUUGUUCGAGUGCGUGGACAAAGUCUUCUUCACAGAGCCAUCCACUAUGGAUGCCUGUACGGCAUUAUGUGGUUCGACUCCAGCGUUCUUCACAGUCAUCUUGGAAGGACUGGUUGAAGGAGCCAUUGCGACUGGGCUGAAGCCGGAUGAUGCGUUGCAGAUGGUUUCUCAUGCUAUGAUGGGUACUGCGUCUCUGGUUAAAGGAGGAUGGUCAACGAGAGCUGUGCGGCACGGAGUGACAUCUCCUGGAGGAUCCACUAUCCAAGGGGUGUUGGCAUUGGAGGAAGGUGGAGUGAGGUGGACUUUUGCCAAGGCAUUGAGGGUGGCAGCCUCCGGGGCAGCGAAGCUGGGGUCUAAAGAGAACGUGAGUGAUCUAGGCCAUAGCAAUUGA